Calidris pugnax (ruff) is the source of this 4921-nucleotide messenger RNA. It is a transcript of the gene PARVB, whose product is annotated as parvin beta. Gene Ontology annotation, biological process: actin cytoskeleton organization; lamellipodium assembly; substrate adhesion-dependent cell spreading. The transcript has 13 exons. The record is from RefSeq and is a predicted model, not a curated record. Gene Ontology annotation, cellular component: lamellipodium; focal adhesion; cytoplasm. The coding region runs from base 236 to 1333 and encodes 365 amino acids. Gene Ontology annotation, molecular function: actin binding. Lineage: Eukaryota; Metazoa; Chordata; Aves; Charadriiformes; Scolopacidae.
CUGUGGCCGCCGGCAGCAGCUCCCGGCCCGCCCCCUGCCCUCCGUGCGGCUCCGGCUCCCCUCCACACACACACAGCCACACACCCCCCGCCGCCGGCUCUCCCCGCUCGGUGGCGGCUUGGCCGGGCGAUUCACCCGCUCCCCGGGCUUUGUUCGGCUCCGCGGGGCCCUUCAUCCCCCUCCCCGGGCAGGGGCAGAGCUGGGGCUGGGCAGGGCUCCCCCACCAGCAAAGCCCAUGUCCGCCGCGCCCGUCCGAUCCCCGACGCUGCGGCCCCACAGGAUGAAGAAAGACGAGUCGUUCCUGGGCAAGCUCGGCGGGACCCUGGCGAGGAAGAAGAAAGCCAAGGAGGUGAGUGACCUCCAAGAAGAAGGUAAAAAUGCUAUCAAUGCACCAAUGAACCCAAGUGCUGUGGACAUCCAUCCAGAAGACACCCUAUUAGAGGAGAAUGAAGAACGCACUAUGAUUGAUCCUAACUCAAAAGAAGACCCCAAGUUCAAAGAACUGAUAAAGGUUCUAAUUGACUGGAUUAAUGAUGUGCUGGUGGAGGAGAGAAUCAUUGUCAAACAGCUUGAAGAGGACCUUUAUGAUGGGCAGGUGCUGCAAAAGCUGCUUGAAAAAUUGGCUGACCGUAAACUGAACGUGGCAGAAGUGACUCAAUCUGAAAUUGGUCAGAAACAAAAGUUGCAGACGGUCCUGGAAGCUGUCCAUGAUUUACUCCGACCCCAUGGCUGGACAAUCAAGUGGAACGUUGACUCGAUCCAUGGCAAGAAUCUGAUUUCCAUUCUUCACCUUCUGGUAGCUUUGGCAAUGCAUUUCCGGGCUCCCAUUCGACUGCCUGAACAUGUGUCUAUACAAGUGGUAGUUGUGCGGAAACGUGAAGGCCUCCUUCAGACCACUCACGUUACAGAGGAGCUGACGACGACGACAGAGAUGAUGAUGGGAAGAUUUGAGCGUGAUGCCUUUGACACCCUUUUCGAUCAUGCACCUGACAAACUCAGCGUGGUUAAAAAGUCUUUGAUCACCUUUGUGAACAAACACUUGAAUAAACUGAAUUUGGAAGUAACAGAGUUAGAAACCCAGUUUGCAGAUGGUGUUUACUUGGUUUUACUCAUGGGUCUCCUUGAAGACUAUUUUGUUCCACUUCACAACUUCUACUUAACACCUGAAAGUUUUGAUCAAAAGGUCCAUAAUGUUUCCUUUGCGUUUGAGCUAAUGCAAGAUGGAGGACUGAAGAAACCAAAAGCUCGCCCUGAAGAUGUUGUCAACUUGGAUCUGAAGUCUACCCUCAGGGUUCUAUACAACCUGUUCACAAAAUACAAGAACGUUGAAUGACCCUGGAAGCUGCUGAGGUCUUCAUCCUUCCAACCUCCUUAGGCAGAAAUUACAAUAAACACACCCUCUGCACGCUCCCUUUGUGCCUUAUACUUCAUGCAUUCUUUCUACAAUUGAUGUGGUCUCUCUGUAGCUGUUUGUAUGACAAUCUCACUAAAAAUAAUGCAUGUGUAUUCUCUAGGUCACUUGAAAAUGUGUAGCUAUCUCAGACUUGUACCAGAAGAUGCUGUCAGGUCUGUUGUUUGUUAUGAUUGACAAAUGUUCUUUUUGAUAAAGGAAAUAUACCACUAACUACUUUAAUACGCAGGGAAAACAUGAGACUUUCCUCAUGGCUGGAGACUCUUUGAUUCUACAAUAGACUUUCUUUUGCAUACUCCUUGGUUGCCACUGGCGUUUAAUGAUUUUUCCAGGCUUAAGUGUUAGCAAUAGAAAAACGGCAUUUGGAAUUUAUUUAGAAGCUGAGCCUUUUCAGUUAAAUAAGGUUUUGUGUGUUGUGUUGGGUGGGUGGGGCUGAGGGCAAUUACAGACACUAUCUGAAGCUAAUGGCAAAAGCCUCAGGUUUUGUGUUAACCUCAUACUACUCAGUGUUAUUUCCAUUCCAUGUUUACACAGAAUAAGUCUUGCAAUGGGAUGACCAUCUAAUCUUUUGAUGUCUAUAUUUUAUUUCAUCUCCUUUCCAGCUUAAAUCUAGUUGCUAGAGCUUCUGUCAUCUGUUAAGCAUGCAGCUUCAAUCAGGUCAGUCAGGAGCUGGUCAAAUAGGCACAGGCUGGAUUAAUGAGUUUUGCCCCUGGUCCUUUCUGAAACAGACUUGGGGAAUAAUGAGUUUGGCAGUUUAAAGGCUGACUCUUCAUUUCACGUAGUUGAGUUAAAGGGUCAGAUUCAUUCCUGUUGGAGUUACUGGCAGCUGUACGGUUCUAGAGGUCAGGCUUUUCUAAACAGAGUUUUAUGUAUUUUCUUUCUUAAAGAGUAAAACUGAAUUCCUGUAUAAAUAAGGGGUUGCCUGUACUUAUGGAUUGCACUGGGCUAUGCAAGACGUGGUACGCAUAGUGCAAGCCAACACGUGAAGCUUUUCAGUGAGCAGUUAUGCUUUAAAUUAGUUUUGAGUUGCCCUAUGCUAUCCCAAGAAAUACUCUGCCAGGCUCUGGUCUAAUCCUGUAGUCUUUUGAGCUGUUACAGAUUUUAGUGGGGAUCUGUUUUAAAAAAAAAAAAAGGAUUGCUGUAUUUAUCCGGGAAGAGUCUAGUUACCUCAUAGGACUUGACAGGUUUCAUCUGUGGAGCGGUUCCUGGCUGGUGAUGUGCAGGUGUAGUGGUGUGUACAAGGAGGCUGUGCUGGAACAUGAGCCAUCUAAGUAGAUUUUUUUUUGAGGUGAGCUGUGCAAAGGAAAUGGGAUUGUAAUUUCCAGAAUAAAUGAUUUGUGGAAUAUUUAUAUAACAGGACUCCUUUCCUUGUAGCGCACCGGGGAGAGAUUUGACUCCUGCUUUUAUGUAUCACUGCAGCAACUUUUCUUUUAUGGGCAGCAAUGGUUUUGUGCGAAAUAUUAGGCAGAGUGCCCCAAAGAGGAGGCAGGUAGUAUUGCUCUGCUCCAUAUGCUCACUUGAGUCCUGUUGUAAUUAGGCGUCUUUUUACCCUAAAUGUGUAUUUCUUAUGCAAACCUUUAUUUACCCUUCUGAAUUCAAGAGGAAACUUGCUAUUUGAAUGGCAUAAUUUCACGACUGGGAUUUUUUUUUUCUCCUUCCCUCCUUAAACAUUUAUUUUAUUUUUUUUUUAAAUCUCAAAGGGAGAGAAUUGGGCUUCUACUUCUUUGUUCCGUAUUUUUGGAUUCUGGCUUCUAGUAUUCGAUUUAUUUGGGUCACCUCCUUUCAUACCUCCAAAGCCAAAGGUGGAAGGAAGUCACUCUUUCUUUCCAUUAAAAAUUCAGGUCUCAUCUACCCUCUAAGGUUGUGUGGGGAGUCAUUGCUUGCCUGUACUUUAGGAGGGAGCUGACCUCUUGCUGUUUUUUCAGAGCCUGGCACAAUUGGACCUGAAUUUCAAAUGGGGCCACUAGGCUCUACCGCGACACCAGCAAUUAUUACAGAGGAGACUUUCAGAGGCACUAAGAUCUGGUCUCUCAGCUCUCCUGGCAAGUUAAUGAAAUUGGUCUUAACUUUUGUGGGGUGAAAUAAGGGUAUCGUGAGGCUGGAAGGAGAUUGAACUGAAAGGUCACGCAAACUUUUAGUUUAAUGCAGUGUUAUUUGUGGGGAAACGAGUCUGGUAAAGAGCUGUCAUUCCACCCACCUCCUUUCAGCUGAUGUGGAAGUGACAAUGCUGUUUAUAUUCUCCGGGUUGCUGGGAAAGACCUCCAGAGAAUCUAGUUUUUGAAACUGCAAGCAGUGUUAAUAUCAAAAGCAAACAGAAAGUAACAAGAGGAGGUUGAUAAAAUCAGUUUCGAUCUGAGAAGGGGGGGGAGCUCUUUCUGAGGCGGGGAUUUAACAGCAUCCUCACCGCAUGCAAACAGAUGUGAGCAUACCACCAAGUGUUAAAAGAGUCUCCUUUUUGCUUAAUUAGGCAUUUCUGGUCACUGUAGAAACCUGAGUCCCUCCUCUACAACCCGAGGCAUAGGUACCUUGUAGCAUUCCUUACAUUAAUGUGCCUGUCAGUCAAGGCUGCAGGCUUGGUGCCCUGGACAGGUUGGGAGCAGGUGUCAUACUCUGUUUUGUUAUGUUUUUAAGUUUGUUGGUAAAUGUUACAUAGGGAAAACACAUUUUUCAUUCCUUAGCUCUGUGCUGUCUAGCCAAGUCACUCUUCCUGCAGACGCUGUAUUUAUUGUUAACCGGACUGGGAAUGGGGUGGAUUUAACUGAACAUUAAAUGUUUAGUUUAAUGUUCAAGCAGUCCAGUUUACAGGAAAAGGAAUGUGGAUAAAGCUUCUCUAAACACCUGUUUCUGUUGUGCCUUUCUCUUACAUAUGCACGAAAGAGAUAAGUCAGUGUUAAAAAUAUUAUUCAUGAAGUCUUUGCGUUGCUGGAGUUUUAGAUAUGUUCCCUGGGUGCCACUGGGGUAGGUCUGAAUCCUGUUGAGUUCCUGUGGAACUCUGAAUGCUCUGUAGCAUUAAAGCUUCCACAUUUGUAAGUAUUUAAUGAAUGUCUGUCUUUUCCAGUCCAUACAACUUGCCUUUCAGGUGCAUCUGCUUGACAUACUUGAUUCCAGUGAGCUAUGUUACCGCAGAAGAAGCCCAGAUGCUCCUCAGCUGCAUCCUCUUACUCAAGAUGAAAAAAACAACAGUGGCAGAUUUUUUUAAAUUGGUUUAAAUUUCAUAGGACUUUUUACCCCUCUUCCCCACCCUGCCAUGCUUUCAGUAUUAAUGUAUUUUUUAAGACUCUUUUCUACUGUUUUUAACAGUGUUUACUCUGAAUUUCUAGCUACUAAAAACCAGCCUUGCAGAUAAAAUUCUGGACUUGUCGUGUGCUGGAGCCAUCCAGCUUUGUGGCAAGAGUUGUGUACUGUAAGCAAGUUACAAUGCAAUGCUAUGUUUGCUAAAAAUCACAGCAGGAGUGUUGUGCAUGGUUAGUGACAGUUGUACUAUUUAUUCAAAUAAAUAAAUAAUGAUCA